This is a messenger RNA of Haemonchus placei, 4107 nucleotides long. The record is from the annotation of a GenBank genome assembly. NCBI's taxonomy places the organism in Eukaryota, Metazoa, Nematoda, Chromadorea, Rhabditida, Trichostrongylidae.
AUGACGUCGCUUUCAAGUCAGCUUCAGUCACUUCGCACUGCAGUUGCGCAGCAUCAAACAGUAGAGCGACGGCAUGUUUCAUUAUUGUUUGCAAAAAAGGAAGCUGAGGUGCUCGACAGAGAAACUAUUUAUAACAUAGGCUGUACGGGUCUGCGGAAACUGAAGCAGCUUGAUCCAGAAUUUUUACCCAGUAACGAUCUUUUUGAAGAAUCUCGGCAACAUUUCCAGCGCUCCCUGAUAACCACUGAAGAAAAUAUAGCCCUCAACGAAAAGAUUGAAAAGCUGCUAUUUCAACUUUCUCCGUAUGUGCAGCACUUCGCAUGUCAACAAGUCUUGGAAUGGCUCAUUUUCAAAUACCAAAUUUACGCCUACAAUGCAGAGAGUUUAAUCCUUACAUUUAUUCCUUUUCACGAAACUAACCUUUUUGGUCGUCUACUCUCUAUUCUUGAUUAUAACUUUGCAACUUCGAAAGAUUGGUCGUUUCUGGAGGGUUUCAGCAAAAAGGAGUAUCCUGUUCCUUUCAGCUCCAUUGUAAAGAGCACUGUCUCGAGUACUCAUUCACUGAUCACUCGGAUUGGCGACCACCUCAACCUUGCGGUUUCUAGAUUUGGGAAAAACUUUCUGGAGAAGAAAUGUCAUGUACUGUUCACCUUUUAUGCGAAGCUUCUAAUAGCCGUAUUAGAAGAGACUUCAAAAAUUGAUGACUCCUUGUUGGCUAAAAUUAUCCCGCUUCUCGCAAAAUCGGAGUACUUCAGGGAUUUGAUAGCCGCUACAGAAAUAGUAUUGAGUCGUAAUGGUUUUUUUUAUAACAUCGGGUUUGUACCUGGACUCGAUUUUUUCUCCUUUUGUAUAAAAGAAGUUGUUGAUAAUAAUUUGCAGGAAAAAAAUGCUUUGGAACGUGCAGAAAUCAUGGCUUCUUCAUCUGAGUUUGUUCGGCGAUUGGAGUUUGUCGGCGAUCCUCUGAAGAAAGCCCGAGAAUGGAUUAAGAGGGAAAAAUGGGAUAAGGUGUCGUGGGCUUUCGAUGAAAUGAGUUCACGCAAAUCUUAUUUCUCUGAUAAGGUUGAUGGGGACAUUGAGAAAUUCGUCCUCGAGGUAAUCCAAGUUGCAGUCAAAAACCCAAAGUGUCCUGUGAUUGAGAAAGCAUGUUCUGUGCUUGCGGAGGUAUCUCAAGAAAAUCUUCAUGAAUUUGUGGAAAAAGACAUCUACCGAAAGAACCGUUCAGGAGUACAAUUUUCGUUUCUGUCCUUUCCUCUCGUCGUAAAAUCUACUUUUUAUAGAUCGUCCUGUGAGGAAAAUCCUUACACAACACCUGUGAUGAACUUACUGUUGGCAAUGCUGAAAACAACAGACAAACGUGAAAUUAAUCCUGCCGAUUUGGAAAUGGAUUUUGUUGUGGAGAUGAUGCGCACAACCUACAGCCACUGUGUUCUACGACAAUCGCUCCGUUUACUUACAGCUGCUGCACGAUUGUCGCCUUCUACUGUCACAUCUCACGUGAUGUCUGUUUUCACAUUUAUGGGAAAUGGAUUAUUUCGGAAGGAUAACGAGCUGACAUUGGGCAUUAUAGAAGACACAAUAGAAGGCCUUUUCCGCACGCCAUCAACUGAGAUGCAUACCCGCCUUGCAAGUGUAACCCGGAUUCUCGCAGCUUCCACUUGCGACAUUCCUGCUCAUCGGCGGUCGCGUAUCGCCCGUGCCAUUGUUCGUGCAGUUAAGUACUCCAACGUUUGGAUCAUAGUUGGUGUCCUUAUGGAACACUUCUGCGCGAGGUGGCAACGUUCAAUCGCGGACGAUGGCAAGCGAUCUCUCGAGUUAGACGCGUUUGAUGAUUUCGCAAUUGAAAUUUGUACCGUGCUUGAUCCUGUAUAUCAAUUUUCUGUUGUCUUGGAUCUUUUGAACUUCAUUGUAAGACUUGGUGGUGAUCGCCUUUCCCAUCGUCAGGAUAUAGCGCUUGAUCAAGCGGUUUUCGACAGAAGCAAGUAUUCUUUGCCAAAACUGCGACACUUCCGCUUCAUGACGAUGGGGCUAGUUGUCAGAGUACUCAGCAAUCGAAAUUUAUUUGAGAAGCUCGGAGUAAUGAACGACGAUGAUUUGUACCGUGCACUUCUUCCAGUUGGAAGACGUCUGAUAAUUUCUUCAGUCGAGCUAGACGAGUUUAUAGCUGGAGAGCGAGCUUUGGCAGAAGAAACUGAAGAGCAGCAAACCCAUCGUUAUUGGGUUGCAUUAUCAGGGAGAGCUGAGACGGUUUCCGAUAAAUUACGUCAUCUAUUGCCAGGAGCAAUAGCUGCAACUGUUAUAACAGACAUUCUAGAGGAUGAAAAAGCAGAUUGGAGGAUUCGUGAAAAAGCUCUUCACCUAGCGAAUUACAAAUUAGUUCACGAUGAAUACUUUUCCAUUGGGAGCGAAAGUAGCGUGCAACAUCUUGAAAGAAUGGCAUUUGUUCUCAAUAAAUGGAUUGUAAAGAAAAGGAGUAGCCCCGAGCAAGACGUCUUGUGCCAAAAUGCUGCAAUUUCUCUGAGAUUGGUGGCAAAACGCCUUUGUAGUAAUUCAAACACAUCAGUAUUUAUCGAUACAAUGUCGAAGUGCAUUGACAUUGUGUCUGAAUAUAAGGCCCUUGAUGACUGUUUGGUUGGAAACAUCCUGCUUCUUGCCGGAGAACUAGUGAGAUAUAUCGACGUGAAGUCGACCUUGGUGUCGGCAGUUCCUUUACUCACGACUUCCCUCGAGAUACUGAAUGAUUGUACUUCUGGCGAAAAGGUACGAAAAAUUUUCCAGCUCUUUCUUUUCGAUUAUGUAUCUGUCCUGACUUGUGUUCAGCGGAUAAUGGACCAGUUUGCUCCAUUUGUAUCUCAAUUUCUUCCGGAAAUUCUCGUGAAUUACUGUCGUUUAAACUCGACGAUUCCGCGGAGGACAUUGCUUGCACUGCGCAAAGGUAAUCUGGUAUACUUGACGUGCUUGAUUUUUGUUGCCAGAAGUAUGAAAUUCAGGCUUGGGUUUAUUCGUUCUUCUCUUCUGAAACUGGAACUUCGCAUCAUACCAAAGUAUUUCGCUAGGGCUGUUAUUGAUCUCCGACAUGAAGAAAAGUCUUUGAUCUGCUUGUUUUCACUGCUUGCGAACUAUUUUGAACAAAAGAAUCGUGCAGCAAUUACUUACAUCAGAGACACCUUGUUGAAGGAUGUUUUUCUCAAAGGACUAGAAUUUCGUGGUGCUGAAAGAAUUAGUUCGGAAAGUAUUAUCAACGUUGAGCGCAGUGUGUUUAAGUCUAUCAUGGCUAUGGCUGAGGUUUUGACUGAGAACACUCUUCGCUCAGUGGUCAAUGGUUUAGUAGAGUGGGCUGAAGAAGGACUGAAACCUUCGGCAACCGAUAGUGAGCGCAGUCGCCUUAUCACGGUUUACUCGUUUGCCAACAGUUUCUACGAUUCGUUCAACACUUUAUCGUUGCCGUACUUUGGCAGAUUAUUGGAAAUGUCAGUUAGAAUACUGAACGCAUGCAACGCCACAGUUCUCGGUGACUCGACAAUGCUUCUGUUUAGUAGCAGAAAGGGUACAGUGGAGGAAUAUGAAGCAGAUGUCUUAAUCAUUCAUGUUAUUGGCUUCAUCAGUAACUGUGCGCGACAUCGAGAGUUUUUAACCAAGUCAAGGCUGAUAGAACCAUUGGUGAACGAAUUAGUAAACAUUAAAGUGAAUGGUCACGAAAACAGGUGCAGAUACCAUCUAUCCAAUGCCCUGUAUCACCUAGCGGACACACAUCCCGACUUAUUUCAAGUUAUCUUGGAUAAGCUUUUGCUGAAAACCAGGAGCAGUAAGGCUAAGAUUCGCUAUCGGGGACUACUUGUGAUGGAGGCCCUUCUGGACAAAGUCGGAGACGGCGUCGCACCGCAUUUACCUACGGUCAUACCGUUUUUGAGUGAACUACUUGAAGGUGCUGGGUUUUUUGUUUUUGAAUGUUUCGACCACGUUCACACUCUGAACAGCGUAUUUCAGACGAAAAUCGCAACGUUGAAGGACAGUGUGAUCGUGUGGUGCGGUUACUUCAGAGCAAGUUUGGAGAAAAUAUCUGCGAAGGUUUCAUGUGAACGGUUUCCAUGUUCUUUGGUUGUUCCUUGA